GCCUCGCCAUUUUCUCUUCGCCGCUCUGUUUGUUCACCAGUGGCUGUGUUUCCUUCGUUGGAUCUCUCGAUUCCACCAGUCUUCACCGCCGCCGAAUCAUGCCUCCGAAGUUCGAUCCUUCUCAGGUGGUGGAUGUCUUCGUCCGCGUCACCGGAGGCGAGGUCGGAGCUGCCAGUUCUCUCGCUCCGAAGAUUGGUCCACUCGGUCUCUCCCCUAAGAAGAUCGGAGAAGACAUUGCCAAGGAGACGGCCAAGGAAUGGAAGGGUCUCAGGGUUACUGUAAAGCUCACCGUCCAAAAUCGUCAGGCGAAGGUCUCCGUCGUGCCUUCCGCGGCGGCUUUGGUAAUUAAGGCAUUGAAGGAGCCGGAGCGUGACCGGAAGAAGACCAAGAAUAUCAAACACAAUGGCAAUAUUUCUCUUGAUGACGUGAUUGAGAUUGCUAGGGUUAUGCAGCCCAGAUCGAUGGCUAAGGACCUCUCUGGCACCAUCAAGGAGAUUCUUGGGACCUGCGUUUCUGUUGGUUGUACUGUUGAUGGGAAGGACCCUAAGGAUCUUCAACAGGAGAUUUCUGACGGCGACGUUGAAGUCCCCCUAGAAUGAGAGUAAAAGUUUCUUCCGCCACUCCUUUAGAAUGAGGGAUAUUGAAUUUACUACAUCUUUGUUUAAUCAGUUUUGCUAAUUAAAGUAAGUUUUAGGGUGGGUCUUCUCUUGUUUAUCAGCGCUUUUUGUUGGUUUUUUUAAAAAGCUUGAAUUGGAUUAUUGCAAUGAAUAUCAAAGCUUUAUUUCUGUUCUAUCUAUGCUGCAAGGAGUGAAUGGAGAUUAUCUGGAUAGAUUUCUUAUCUGA
Messenger RNA from Momordica charantia (bitter melon), 843 nucleotides. RefSeq names its product large ribosomal subunit protein uL11. Gene Ontology annotation, molecular function: structural constituent of ribosome; large ribosomal subunit rRNA binding. The record is from RefSeq and is a predicted model, not a curated record. Gene Ontology annotation, cellular component: cytosolic large ribosomal subunit; ribosome. Gene Ontology annotation, biological process: translation. NCBI's taxonomy places the organism in Eukaryota, Viridiplantae, Streptophyta, Magnoliopsida, Cucurbitales, Cucurbitaceae.